GUAUGGCUGGCCAGUGCAGCGCUGCCUCCGCCCUUCAAGCCCUUCUCCGAAUGGGGCCGCCAGUGGCCCCCGGUGGCUUGCCGCACGCUUCCCUUCCACAGACUUGCAUACGACAAGAAUACGGACACCAUUGUCGGCAGCCGAGGCAGGUCUCUGUUCACGCUGCCCAGCAAAGACUUGCUGCCUUGCAGUGGGCUCGCAAGCUCUGUGCUUCACCUCACUGGUGAGAAAUACAGCACAAGCACCCACUGCCUGUCGCACCUCCCUGGUGGCUCGCUGGCCCUGGGCCGCAACCGCGGAAGCUUUAUGAUCUUGCCGCCGAAGGCCAUUGCUGCAGGAGUCAACUCUCCGCACGAACUGACUCUGGGAGGAAGGAUGCGCUUUCCAGUCACCUCCAUGCUUUUGCUGCGCAGCGGAGAGCUUCUCGUGGCGCUGCAGGAUGGGACGGUCUAUGUCCUGCAAGAGUUUUCGCGACCGAGCGACCACGACUUCCGCAUCAUGAUGACGCCCAAUCAGCCACCGAACUGUCAUGCAAUCUUCGCUCCGAGGCUCCCCUCCGGUGAGGUUCUGAUUCAGUGCCGUCUGAUCACGCUCUUCAAGCCGCACAGAACCAACAACAGGCUCGAGGCCUUGACUAGAAGAGCAGCUCUGAACAUCAGCAGCCAUGCAAAGUCAGCUGCCCUUACGACGCAGGGCUUCCUGGUGGUCGUGGCGGUGUACACCAUCGAAAGUUACUGGGUGGACGACCUGGAAACCUUGCCUGAUCGUCGGAGGCGCUUUCUUCAGCCUCGCGGAUGGAAGAAUCGGGAAAAGCGGGCCGAUGUAUCGGUUUCACUUCAGAACGGUGGCCUUGUGGUGGCCAGUGGUCACCAGCUGCUGAUGUUCGAUCCUGUGCAGAUUCCGAGCUUGAGCAGAUAUCGUCUCCUUCCGAACUUUGGCCUAAUCUUUUGCCUCCACGUCCGUCCUGAUGGCUAUCUGGUGGUACUGCUGCACGCAGAUUUUCAGGGACGACGAGUGGCACAGCACGUCUGGCAACCGCGCUGGGCGGUUCCGCGGAGCUUGACGGCCAAAGCAGUUGCCAUGACUUCGCUGACCACCGGGGCGCUGGCGGUGGCGACCGAGCUGGGAACGGUUCACUUCUACAUGGAUGGGGCCCUGAAGGAGCCCAUCCGAACGCAGGCUGAAAUGCAUGUCGGCACGCACAUAGAUGAUGUGCAAAUCUUGAACAAUUGGGGCGUUGUGGCCGUCGGCCAAUGUGGGCUGAAGGUCUUCGCUAGCGCGGCUUUACACACUGGAGGAGUUGCCCUGCACUCGGUCCCCUUUUCCAGCUGCCAGAGGGGUGGAGUUGUCGCUGUGCAGUCCAGUGGCGAUCUCCUGGCCGUGGCGUUCGCCUCCAAAAACGGCCAGGCAGAGACUGGUGGCAGGUUGCAGCUCUACCAGGUCGCACCAGACAUGGUGCAGCCGAAGCUGAUAGGCAAGGCGUCUUUCCGCGGCGACAUUUUGAGAACAGCAGUCCUCGGCGACUACUUCUUAGUGGCCAGCACCUACCAAAUCUUCGAUGGGGCGCUGAGAUUUUACAGUGUGGACGCGUUGACAGCCGGUGCAGCACCCGAAAUCGAAGUCACCUUCGAAGCCGUGAUCUAUUCGGUGGCUGCCUUGACGCCGACAGUGCUCGCGGUAUCACUGCAAUUUGGUGGUGUCCUGAUUCUUUCUGUGGACUUCGAGCAGCGAUGCUUGAGACGUAUCACCCAGCUCCGAGUUCCUGACGGCUCGCCGUCAGCCGUGUUGGGGUUGCCUGACCGAGCUGGCGUUGCGGUGGCCAUGGGCAAUUCAAUCGAGUUCUUCCAAUUUGACUUGCAGGCACUCGUGGGAAAGGCGGCGGAUUCAGAGUGUCGAAAGAGCUUCUCGAGCUGGGGCAGUGACUCGGAAGAGAUCCCGCCGAAUGUGACGCUGCCUACUUACCAGUCGACGAUCCAGGAAAUCCACGUGCUGGCAACUGGCCUACUGGUGGGAUCUCAUUUCUUCGAUUGGGACGGAGCCAAGUCUAAGUGCAGCUCGGGAGAGUACUCACCAGAAGGGGAGCUUUCCUGCCAGCCCUGCCGACAUGGCUGGCUCUCUACCGUGGGGCAAGGUGGAUGUUUCUACAUGUGCCCCGCUUGCAAAGAUGCACGUUCGUUUGCACUUGUGAAGUGGGGCUGUCGGCUACCAACCAGGACCUGGUUCACAUUUUCUGCAUGGGUGGCGCUGCCCAUGGCAUCUGUGCUGGCUCUGAUAGCUCUGAUCGUUGGUGUCCAGCCUGUGGAGCUACAGCAACACCCUCCAGUCGACGAGCAGGAGGAGGGUGGGUCCACAACUCCUACAACCACAAUAAUCGCAGUCUUCGAGAUGGAUGCCGGGUCGGUGGCCUCACGUGCUUCCAGCAGGUUGGGCCUGGAGUUUUCGGUGAGUCGGAUCGCCGCCCUGGGCGGCUCUGUCUGUUUGGUUGUUGCAGCCCUCCUUCUGCCACCACCUUGGGACCUCGAAAGCUUGGACAUUUUGACGGCGGUUGGAACCUUGCUCGGCUUGCUCAUCUUGCCUGGGCCUAGCCAAAGGCAGCGUGGCCACCCCAUCCACAGGCUGCUUACGCCCUUCUUGAUGAUCCUAUUGAUGCUGCAAGCGGAGAUCCUGACACGCAUCGCAAAGGAGUACAGCUUUUCCAACGAGUCCGUGACCUUCUUGGGCUUCAUUGCCACAUCGAACAAGGAGUACUGGACUUGGGUGAGCCUCCACAUGGGAAUCUGCCUCGCCAUCCUGGCAGCUGAAAUCCUUCGUCAGCAGGGCUACCAGGACCUGCCCACCGAGGCUCAAAGCCAAAGUGCUGGAGGCCGGACAUGUCCCGCCCAGUAUCAGAGCAAGAAUUCGCAGAACAUGUUGCGAGGCAUGCUUGUCCACUUCCUCGCCGGUGCGAGCGAUGCAUACACCAUGGUGAUUUUCGCUGCUUCGUUCGAGGAGGUCGGAUGUGCAGUGUCGGGCUGCAGGGCCUUUCAAAGGGACUCCGCAACAGGCCUUUCAAGCGGACGUGGUCUAGCAACAUGUGGAAUUCGAGUGUCAAGGCUUCCCAGCUGA
This is a messenger RNA of Symbiodinium necroappetens, 3105 nucleotides long. NCBI's taxonomy places the organism in Eukaryota, Dinophyceae, Suessiales, Symbiodiniaceae. The record is from the annotation of a GenBank genome assembly.